AUGAUCGCUUGCGCUGCCUAUACAGUGACCUACCGGGGCGAACCGGAUCAAAAAACUGUAUCAAGGCGGGGGGCAUCGUUACUAGUUAGCGGCGCAACUCUAACAACUGCUGGUCCGCUAACAUCACGAUUUUGUGGCUAUCAAGGGUCUGAAGAAGGCGACGACGCCGAAACGUUAGCCAGAAUAAAGAUCAAUAACAAUCUUGGUUCUGCUCAAAAAGUAGUACACAAUCAAAGACUAGAUCAAUCAAUGAAUGAGGAUCCAAACUCAUGA
This is a messenger RNA of Necator americanus (New World hookworm), 273 nucleotides long. RefSeq lists its product as uncharacterized. Lineage: Eukaryota; Metazoa; Nematoda; Chromadorea; Rhabditida; Ancylostomatidae. The transcript is spliced from 3 exons. The record is from RefSeq and is a predicted model, not a curated record. Bases 1 to 273 code for a protein of 90 amino acids.